AAUAUCCGCGGUAAACCCGAUUGUACAAGGUCGUUGGUUUAUAAGAGGUAAUGGGGCUGUGCGAUGCGUUAAGAGGAAACGUGAUUUACGAGACGAUAAAACCUUAUGUUAUGUUAUGUUUGCCAAAUGAUUCAUUGGCUUCAGAGUCGUAUUUUUCUGAAUUGAAGUGUGCAUCUGCCUACUUGGAUUGUACCUAUUUUAUUCUACGUGUUAUCAAUACUGAGUUGUUACAGAUAAAGCAAUCGGCUAAAAUGAAGUCCGACAAUUUUUAUAGAAAUGUAUUAUCCAUAUUUGAUUUACUGCUUAAACCUGAGAAAAAACCAUCAGAAUUUCUGGGCGAACCACCAAAACCAAAAAGUGAUUUAUUUCGGCAUUCAAAACAUUCCCAUCUACGUCAUUAUUUCACUCAAGUAUGGAUAUCGUUUCUAAACAACGAAUUAUCUGAUGACGUACGUCUAGAAUCUGUACGGUACUUGGGUAAUGGAGGCAUGAAUCGCUUAGCCGAAAUUCGCUUAUUAGCUGAUCACAUUAUACCAAUUUUUGAUCCCGAUCCGGAGAAUAAAUUAUCUCAAACAGAAUUGACAAAAUUUCCAACUAGUUGGUCUCGUUCAGUUUGUCAUGCAGUACUCGGUUUAAUUCAAAAAGGUGAUUUCAAUUAUCCACGUUUGUACAUUCGGCUGUAUCGUUUAUUGGAUGAAACUUUGUUUGAAUGUCCAGAUGUCGAACCUUUUCUGAUUGAUUUAGAUGUUUAUUUAAGCUCCAUACAUUUAGCUACCACAGUUGUUGCAUCAUUCAUAAAACGACUUUCUCAAUUAUCUUUAUUUAGUCCAAUUACAAUUACACCUGCAAUACUUUUAAUCAUCUUCAAUGGUUUACAAAAUCAUCCUCAUUGUCGUGUUUUAAUUAAUUCUAAACAGAAAAAAUCACAAAAAUUAAAUAAUAUUCAAUCGGAUGAUAAUAGUUUACCAAAUGUAUUAAAUGCACAAUCAAUUGGUGAUCCCUAUAAUUGGGAAGCAGAUAAUUUUGAUUCAUCUAGAGCAUUAGAAAGUAGUCUAUGGGAAGUUUAUGCAUUAAUUGGUCAUUGUUCACCAGAUAUCUCAUCAUUAGCUUAUAAAAUUUGUAAUCCUGAUCCAACGGAUACUUUUAAUUCCUCUGUGGCUGACAUACUUGAUAAACAAAAAAAGAGUUGGAUGGUGGCUGGCAGUGAAACCUAGAACGCUCGUUCCGUCGCAUAUGGAACUUGUCAGCUGGACCCAUCGAGGAAAUUGGUAUAGUAUGCACGUACGCCGAAAAAGGCUGACCGAUUGCAGUCUUAAACAUCAACGAGAACAUUCAAACAACCAACAUAAAUGAAUUAAAUAUAUUUUACUUAUGUUAUCACCGUAACUGUAUCUUAUAAUAAUCCAUAAUAUUCGUCCUCAAUAACUUUUUUAUUUGCAUCCUUAGGAUAUUGUUACAUUUUGUGUUUUGCUUCCGGGUAACUUACUGUACCUGACUUUUUUAAGUUAAAGAAUACGGUUAUACGUUUUGGUUGAAUAAAAGAACAUUAGUUCAAAAUAACCUGGCUCUAGCCCCAAUCGUAAUUUAUCAUUUCUUUCUUCUAGAAUAUUAAAGAAGCAACCCGCUCUGUGAAGGAAGCAUUGUACCUGUUAUCUCAAACUAAUAUUACGAUGCCAGAGUUACCUCCGCUUGAUGGUUGGGCGUAAUUGGUUUUCCUUUUUGGUGCAGAAACGUUUAAGUUUUUAUACAACUUACUAUCUGUGCAAGAAACAUUUUUAAUUAUAAAUAUCUGAUUCUUUUGUAUAAUACUGAACGCUUAUUAAUUCUGUUCAUAUUUUCACCUUUCUAUUGUUAUAUCCAGUAGCUUAAUUUCGUGUAAAUGAUGUAUACAUCCUAUAAGUUGUAUUUACAUGAUAAGAUAAUUAUUAAAAUGUUUUUGUAUUUAUUU
Molecule: messenger RNA, 1948 nt
Organism: Schistosoma mattheei
Lineage: Eukaryota; Metazoa; Platyhelminthes; Trematoda; Strigeidida; Schistosomatidae
Source: the annotation of a GenBank genome assembly